UCCUAACGAUUCCAAACCAAAAUGGCCAUACUUCACUCAUGACCCAUAUCGGUUGUUUAUCACUGAUCACUUGCUAAAAUGAUCAUGUACUGGUUUCUCAUCAUCAUUCUCGUAAUAUGUUCUUAUGCUUCAACCUCAACCUCUGCAAACUCAGGAGGAAGAGUGGAGUAUCUUCCAGGUUUCCAAGGGCCCCUCCCUUUUUAUCUUGAAACUGGUUAUGUGGGUGUGGAUGAGAAUGAAGAUGCACAACUUUUUUACUACUUCAUUCGGUCCGAGUCGAAUCCCGACGAUGAUCCUCUCAUGCUUUGGAUUACCGGUGGUCCCGGGUGUUCUUCCAUCUCCGGCCUGCUAUAUGAGAUUGGUCCGAUUCAGUUUGAGGCUGUGCGCUACAAUGGAAGCUUGCCCACCUUGAUUUCGACACCGUAUUCGUGGACAAAGAUGGCAAGUAUAAUUUUCCUAGAUAUUCCUGUUGGUACUGGUUUUUCAUAUGCAAGAACCAAAUGGGCCUCGCGAUCCACGGACACCCUACUUAGUGUCCAUGCCCAUGAAUUUAUGAGAAAGUGGUUUGAAAGUCACCCGGAGUUCGUUUCUAAUGCAUUUUAUGUUGGAGGAGAUUCCUAUUCUGGAAUCCCAGUCCCAAUAAUCACACAACUCAUAUCAGAUGGCAAUGAAGCUGGCAAUGUGCCUUACAUCAAUCUAAAGGGAUAUGUUCUUGGCAACCCUGCAACUUUUCCAGGAGAAAUUAAUUACCGAAUUCUUUUUGCUAAUGGUAUGGGACUUAUAUCAGAGGAACUCUACAAGUCAUUGUUCCAAACGUGUCGUGGAGAGUAUCGAGCAGAGUAUGUAGGCACAAGCAACAUAGGAUGUCGUCAAAAUCUUGACUUCUACCAAGAGUGCAUAGAUGGGAUUGAAGAACCACAUAUUUUGGAACCUUAUUGCGGUAAUCCUAUGCUGCUCAUUAAACUACCCACUCGGAAGCUGCUUAACGAUCCUCUUUCUUCACCUAGCUGUCGUAAAGAUAGAACUCAACAAGCUUACUACUGGAUUAAUGAAGCCAGUGUUAGAGAAGCAUUGCAUAUUCGAAAGGGGAGCAUAAGAGAGUGGAUAAGAUGCAACCCAGAUUUGAACUUCACAAGAACAGUUUAUGAUGUUAGACCAUACCAUUUAAACCUCAGCAACAAAGGUUACCGUUCUCUCAUCUACAGCGGUGAUCAUGAUAUGGUCAUUCCUCACCAGUCAACUCAAGCAUGGAUAAAAGAAUUAAACUACUCUGUCAUCGAUCGAUGGCGAUCAUGGAAGCUUAAUGGACAAAUUGCUGGGUACACAGAGAGUUAUUCGAAUAAGAUGACCUUUGUCACUGUGAAGGGCGGUGGGCACACAGCCCCGGAGUACAAACCUAGAGAAAGUGUUGCCAUGUUCAAGAGAAACUUCACACGAGGAACUUGAUUGGUGCGGGUAAUUGCAAGGGUGGUCUCUACCGAAUGGGAAUGAUUGGGAAAGAAAGGAAAGCCAUGAUGACUACUAUUGAUACGUGGCACAAAAGGCUUGGACACGCUUCCGGUGACAAACUCUCUUAAAUUGAUUUUCUUAGUAAAUCUGUUUUCAAUAAAAGGUGGACUCUUGUUCAAGAGCAAAACAUACCAAACAACCUUUUCCUAUUGGUGGCAUUAAAACUCAUAGUUGUUUUGAGCUUUUACAUUAUGAUAUUUGG
Helianthus annuus (common sunflower) is the source of this 1711-nucleotide messenger RNA. RefSeq names its product serine carboxypeptidase-like 13. Gene Ontology annotation, molecular function: serine-type carboxypeptidase activity; acyltransferase activity, transferring groups other than amino-acyl groups. NCBI's taxonomy places the organism in Eukaryota, Viridiplantae, Streptophyta, Magnoliopsida, Asterales, Asteraceae. The transcript has 15 exons. The record is from RefSeq and is a predicted model, not a curated record. Gene Ontology annotation, biological process: proteolysis; secondary metabolic process. The coding region runs from base 79 to 1446 and encodes 455 amino acids.